GGGCAGCCUCGGGACAAUGGGGCCGCGGCGCUUGCUGCUCGUUGCCGCUGGCCUCAGCCUGUGCGGUCCCUUGCUGUCUUCCCGCGUCCCCGUGAGCCAGCCAGAACCCGAGACGACAGAUGUCACUAUGAACCCCCGCUCAUUUUUCCUCAGGAAUCCCAGUGAAAAUGCCUUUGAACUGGUCCCCCUGGGGGAUGAGGAGGAGAAAAAUGAAAGUGCCCUGCCCGAGGGCAGGGCCAUCUACUUAAACAGAAGCCGCUCCCCUCCCACAGCACCUGCUCCCUUCAUCUCGGAAGAUGCCUCGGGAUAUCUGACCAGCCCCUGGCUGACGCUCUUCAUCCCCUCGGUUUACACCUUUGUGUUCGUCGUCAGCCUGCCUCUGAACAUCCUGGCCAUCGCUGUGUUCGUCCUGAAGAUGCAGGUCAAGAAGCCGGCCGUGGUGUACAUGCUGCACCUGGCCAUGGCUGAUGUGUUGUUUGUGUCCGUGCUCCCCUUGAAGAUCAGCUACUACUUUUCCGGCAGUGAUUGGCAGUUUGGGUCCGGCAUGUGUCGCUUCGCCACCGCCGCGUUCUACUGUAACAUGUAUGCCUCCAUCAUGCUCAUGACGGUCAUAAGCAUCGACCGCUUCCUGGCGGUCGUGUACCCCAUCCAGUCCCUGUCCUGGCGCACCCUGGGCCGAGCUAACUUCACUUGCCUGGUCAUCUGGGUGAUGGCCAUCAUGGGGGUGGUGCCUCUCCUCCUCAAGGAGCAGACCACCCAGGUUCCGGGGCUCAACAUCACCACCUGCCAUGACGUCCUCAAUGAGACCCUGCUGCAAGGCUUUUACUCCUACUACUUCUCGGCCUUCUCCGCUGUUUUCUUUCUCAUUCCACUGAUCAUUUCCACGGUCUGCUACAUGUCCAUCAUUCGGUGUCUCAGCUCCUCUGCAGUGGCCACUCGGAGCAAGAAGUCGCGGGCUUUGUUCCUGUCCGCCGCUGUGUUCUGCAUCUUCAUCGUGUGCUUUGGGCCCACCAACAUCCUCCUGAUCGUGCAUUACAUGCUCCUCUCAGACAGCCCUGCCACGGAGACGGCCUACUUUGCUUACCUCCUCUGUGUCUGCGUGAGCAGCGUGAGCUGCUGCAUCGAUCCCUUGAUUUACUACUACGCCUCCUCCGAGUGCCAGAGGCACCUCUAUGGCAUCUUGUGCUGCAAAGACAGCUCCGAUGCCAACAGCUACAACAGCACCGGCCAGCUGAUGCCAAGCAAAAUGGAUACCUGCUCGAGCCACCUGAACAACAGCAUAUACAAAAAGCUAUUAGCUUAGGGGAGAAAGCUUGCUGGAAGGUUACACAGAAAGGGCUGGAAAAGUGGACAGCCCAGGGAUCCUGUUAGUCUCUGGCAAGCACUGUAUUUACUUCACCACCUAGAACAACCAAUGUCUGAUCUGCAUGCCUACUUCCUACAAGUGCUAUCAAGAAUAAUUACCAGAAAGGUAAUGGGGACAAAAGAUGUCCAGCGUUGCCAGUGCUGCAAUAGUAACCAACUGUCCCUUCUCAUAUAUCUAGGUGACCUGAAUAUAUAGGCAGUAUGCACAUGUGUAUUUGCAAUGCAGUGUGGUAUCGGCGCUUUGACACGUUUCUCGUUUAUUCCCUAGCAGUUACUAUGGAAAUAAUCUGAUUCUCUGACUUACUAAACAAAGUCUGGUUUGGUUGGUGGAUGUUAGCACUGAACAGCUAAAGGUAUCCAGUGAUAGGGAAGGAGUCCAUAGGUCAGACUUAACACAGCUUUUGCCCAUAUAUAUAUUUCCAAUUAUUUGAUGGUAAUAUUUGAGCAAUAGAAGGAUGAAAGAGUAUUAUCUGUGUAGGGGAAGAUCUAAUGCUUUUCAUCUUGCUUUUCAUCUUGAAUACACCAUAGUCGAAGAAUUACCAAAACAGUUGGAAAGUCCAUUUUGAUAUGGGUAGCAUUUUUGCAAUUUACAUACGGAAUACAUGGACCAGGAUUGAGCAUGAGACCCACCAGGAUCAUAAGAAACCUUUUAAAGCGGCCAACCCAAUAACUAGGCACAGCCAUCUCCAUGAGAUCCUUUGAACAGCUGAUGCCCAUUCAGCUGUGCCUCCCAGAGAGCAGAGAUGGGGACCACCAGGCCCACUCCUUGCUCGCGGCUUCCCAUCAGCUGUGAACUGACUGUAUGUGUUAGGAACUGACCAGCUAGGAUAAGACAUCCUGGGAGGGAAUAACUACGAGAGUCGUCUGCACUUCUGAGGAGCAGGGAAAGGUGUGUUUAUAUCCAGUAGCUGUCUUGCAAGGCUGGCUCUUGCACAGACACACCCACGUGCCCUGGGCACUCUGAUGGGAACUGGGGCUGCAGACUGACUGACUGCCAGACAUUAACUGAGUCCUGCCUUUGCUCAAACAAAGCAGAUAGCUGACGUGUGGUCAACGUGAUGUAAGCACCGCAGAUACACCACUGUACAGAGAAGUGUGUUCAGCCAGACACCACCAAG
Messenger RNA from Myodes glareolus (Bank vole), 2483 nucleotides. It is a transcript of the gene F2r, whose product is annotated as coagulation factor II thrombin receptor. NCBI's taxonomy places the organism in Eukaryota, Metazoa, Chordata, Mammalia, Rodentia, Cricetidae. Gene Ontology annotation, biological process: blood coagulation; phospholipase C-activating G protein-coupled receptor signaling pathway; thrombin-activated receptor signaling pathway. The record is from RefSeq and is a predicted model, not a curated record. Gene Ontology annotation, molecular function: thrombin-activated receptor activity. Gene Ontology annotation, cellular component: plasma membrane.